GUGAGGAAAGACAGCGUCAAAGAUGGACUACGAAUCACAAGGCCUCCUCCAUGAGAUGUUCACUCGACAGGCCCGACUUACCCCGAACAAGACAGCACUCUUCUCGGCGGAGGGGCGACAGGCCACGUUCAGACAGCUGGACGAAUGGACGGACGCGCUGUCUGAGAAUUUACGUUACAGAGGCGUGGUACCUGACAGAUGUGUCGCCAUAUACAUAGAAAAAAGUAUCGAGUUUGUUGUGGCGUACAUAGCAAUUUUAAAAUCAGGAGGCGCUUAUUUGCCCAUUGACACAUCGUAUCCUGAUCAUCUGGUACAGACAGUAUUCGAGGACGCCGAUCCAGUUGCCGUAGUAGCUUCGACAGAAUUCGCCAACAAAUUACAAGGUGUUUCCAAUGUAAUAGAACUAGGAGAUGGAUGGUUUGAGAGAGUGCAAGAGGAGAACAGACAGAACCCGGACCCUGGACCCCCUCCAGUUCCGACCCUGGACAACCUGGCAUACAUCGUGUAUUCAUCGGGAACCACCGGCAAACCCAAAGGAAUCAUGUGUCCGCACCGAGGGGCGGUGUUUUCGUAUCACUGGCGCCACACCCAGUACCCGUACACGGAGGACGAUAGGGAGGCCUGCAACAUUUUCUUCGUCUGGGAGAUGCUGCGACCACUACUCAAGGGUAUUCCCAUGUACAUAAUUCCAAACACAGUCAUCUAUGAUCCGCCAUUGUUGUGCAAGUUCAUCGAGGACCAUAAAAUCAGCCGCAUUCUGUAUACACCCUCAUUGCUGGAGACUAUUCUCAACACACCGAAAAUCGACCUGCCUCAAGCUUUUGCAAGCCUCAAGCAAAUUUGGUUCUGUGGGGAAGUCGUCACCACGGUUCUUCUGGGGCGAUGCAUCAAGCAGUUGCCAUGGAUACAGUUUGUGAACCUGUACAGUGUGUCUGAGUGUCAUGACACGGCCUGUGAAGACCUGACCGCCUAUUACAAGAAACACAAGGGAAAGCUGAUGUCACGGAAGUUUUGUCCAGUAGGUACAUUGCUGCCAGGCGUCAAGGUUGUAAUCCUGAAUCAAGAUCACCAGUGUCAACCAGUGGGAGUAUCAGGGGAGAUAUUUGUUGGAGGUCCUACUUUGGCACGUGGAUAUGUGAAUCGUCCCGACAUUCAGGCCCUUCGAUUCAUCCGCCGACCAGAGAGUGUUCCAGAGUCGUGUGGUGAUCGUCUGUACAGGACUGGUGACUGGGGCUACUUGCUGUCGGACGGCUCUUUGGAGAUCUGUGGACGGUGCGACUCCAUGGUCAAAAUCAGAGGAUAUUCCAUAGAAAUACAGGCUGUCGAGUCGAACCUGUUGGCCUUGCCUAUGGUCCACGCAUGCGUUGUCUUGGUGCUGGGAGAGGAAGGGGAAAACAAGUUCUUGGUAGCUUAUAUUGUUCCUGAAGGUGACACAUCGAAGAAAGACGUGAGGGCAGCACUGAAAAGAAGGUUGCCAUUCUACAUGAUUCCAUCAUUCUUUGUCUUCCUCAAAACAAUACCGGUCUUAGCAGCUUCGGGUAAACUUGACAAAAAGGCGUUGCCUCCUUUUGACCAACAAUCUGUAACUGGUGUAGAGGGCGCUCCAGCUACAGAAACUGAGAUCAAACUGGCCAGCGUCUGGACUGACAUUCUUCAGAUUAAAGAGAUUGAUAUUCACGAAAGCUUUUUUGAUCUUGGAGGACAUUCUUUAUUUGCUGUUCAACUUCUGAACAAAAUACGCGAGGACUUCCAGAUCCUGAUCUUUAUACACGAUCUGUUCACGUACCCUACAGUCUUCAGCCUUGGCAAACUAAUUGAUGCCAAACUUGGGACCACAAAGAUACAAAAUGGUCGCAAUGGCGCCCAAGACAGCUCUGAAGGUGUCAAAGAAAGUGAUUUAAAGCCAUCAUUAGAUCUCCAGGCAGAAGUGAACAGUCAUGACCAGGGUGUUGUCAACUUGGACAUCCAGCUUCGAGCAUUCUGGCGGACAUUUCAUCACGGACAUCACUUCCACACAGGACGCGUCUUGCUCACUGGAGCCACGGGCUUCUUGGGUGCAUUCCUCCUCAAAGAAUUGCUCCUGCAUACAAAGUUGCUGGUGUACUGUCUGGUGAGAGAGACGCCUCACUCGUCGGAGAUGGAGCGAGUGAAGAAGACUCUCGGACAGUUUGGUAUAACCUGCGACCAGGCAGGCAAACAAACAGACGAGCAACAGACACUAGAGCAGGAGCUGGGGAAACGAGUCACAGCCUUGAAAGGCAAUAUAGCACUAAUGAACAUGGGACUGAACGAGGAUGACUACACCUACCUCUGUACUGACAUUGACUUCAUCAUUCACGCUGCUGCAGCGGUCAAUCUCGCCUACCCCUACAGCGCACUUCAUGGACCAAAUGUUCUUGGUACUGGAAACAUUGUGCUCUUUGCUUCAACGGGUAAAGUGAAGCCUAUUCAUUAUAUUAGUACUGACGCCGUGUUUCCUAACGGGAUGAAACAGUGUUCAGAAGAUGACGAUAUCUCUAGUUACCAUGACAAACUUCAAGAUGGCUACUCUCAAUCAAAAUGGGUUGCUGAGCAGCUGGUGCAGAGGGCAGGCCAGAGGGGACUUCCGGUCACCAUCUAUCGAUUAGGAAAUAUGGCCGGUGAUCGACAGAAUGCUUUCUGGAAUCCUCACGACCUGACCCUGUUGAUUCUGCAGGCCUGUGCCAAGCACGGCGUAGCGCCUGAUGUUGACUGGCACGUUGAAAUGACGCCAGUUGACUUCGCCGCUCACGUUAUCGUCAGACUUACUCAAGAUCCGCCGUCGUCCAUGAGGAAAAUAUUCCACAUAAUUAACACAAACCCCUUGAAAUCCAGGUGGAUAUUCGAGUGGAUGUACGCGCACGGGUAUCCACUGGAAUUCGUGUCGUUCUCCAACUGGAGACAGAAGAUUCUGGAGCUUGAAACGUUGGCCAAUGGACACAGCGCACCUCUAAGCCAGCUCUUGGAAUCCUACAUCAGAGACGAGAACUUCUUCUCGAGUUUGAGCAGCUACAGAAAUGAGAAUUUGUUAAACGUUCUGUCUGCCCUUGGUCUGGACUACGCCUACAUUGACACUAAUCUCCUGAAGACGUACUUCGAUAAGCUGUCAGCUAGAAAAGUCAUUGUGAAGAAUCGAUCAGCAAGCAUGUCCACAGGUGUGUCUCCACUACAAGGAAAGGUUGCCAUUGUGACGGGGGCAUCAAGUGGAAUUGGGUCUGCAACUGUUCGUGCUCUUGCCCGGAAUGGCGUUAAGGUUGCCAUGGCAGCAAGGAGAGUUGACCGCAUGAAGGAUCUAGAGCAUGCAGUGAACGCUGAUGGAGGAAUAGCGAUACCAGUGAAAACCGAUGUCCUUAACAGGGAGGAUGUGUUGGAGCUGGUUCGGCACACAGAAUCCACGCUGGGUCCAGUUGACAUCCUAGUGAACAAUGCCGGUGUGAUGUACUACACACUGAUGAAGAACAUUAACCUUGAUCAGUGGGAUACACAGAUUGAUGUUAACUGCAAGGGAGUCACCAACUGUAUUGCUGGAGUUCUUCCAGGAAUGCUCAGCAGAGGUCAAGGUCAUAUUGUCAACAUGUCUUCUAAUGCAGGGAAAAUGGGAUUUCCGGGCUUAGCUGUAUAUUCUGGAACAAAGUUUUUCAUUGAGGGUGUAUCACAAGCUCUUCGCCACGAAGUAAAGAGUUCAGGGGUCAAGGUCACCUGUAUUCAACCCGGAGAUGUGGAGACAAAUCUGAUCAAACUUACAACAGAUGAAGAAGCUAAAGAAAAAUAUGAUGGCAGCAGUUCAUGUAAAAUUCUGGAUCCAGAAGACAUUGCCAACGCUAUUGUGUAUGCUGUCAGCCAACCUGACUAUGUAGCUGUAAAUGAAAUAUUGAUUGAACCAAGGGAACAGCCAAUUUAAUUGUACAGUGCAGUGACUGAACCAAGGGAACAGCCAUUUUAAUCAUACAGUGCAGAAUGAACCAAGGGAACAGCCAGUUUUAUUAUACAGUGCAGAAUGAACCAAAGGAACAGCCAUUUUAAUUGUACAGUUUUGUUUUCGAACCAAGGAAAAGGCCUAUUAAUUAGCCAAUUAUGUUAUACAGUGUAAUGAGUGAAGGACCCCCCCCCCCCAGCCA
Messenger RNA from Gigantopelta aegis, 4136 nucleotides. Its product is annotated as linear gramicidin synthase subunit D-like. The record is from RefSeq and is a predicted model, not a curated record. Gene Ontology annotation, molecular function: oxidoreductase activity. Lineage: Eukaryota; Metazoa; Mollusca; Gastropoda; Neomphalida; Peltospiridae. The transcript has 26 exons. The coding region runs from base 23 to 3919 and encodes 1298 amino acids.